Xyrauchen texanus (razorback sucker) is the source of this 4776-nucleotide messenger RNA. RefSeq names its product sterol regulatory element-binding protein 2-like. The record is from RefSeq and is a predicted model, not a curated record. NCBI's taxonomy places the organism in Eukaryota, Metazoa, Chordata, Actinopteri, Cypriniformes, Catostomidae. Gene Ontology annotation, cellular component: nucleus. Gene Ontology annotation, biological process: positive regulation of transcription by RNA polymerase II; positive regulation of cholesterol storage. Gene Ontology annotation, molecular function: protein dimerization activity; DNA-binding transcription factor activity, RNA polymerase II-specific; RNA polymerase II cis-regulatory region sequence-specific DNA binding.
GACGUCACUGCCUGAGAGUAAGAUGGCAGGGUUCUGUCAAUAAACGCUCGACCGGAACCGCCGCUAUUGAGUUCUGAUAACCGAAUAAACCGACAGAUACACGCCUCGAACCGCUCCAUCCGCCCGGAGCCGCGCUGAGGAUGGACGGAGUGGAGUUCAUGGACAAUAUGGACCCGACCUUAGCCGAACUGGGCAAUGAGUUUACACUGGGAGACUUCGAUGAGAUGCUGCAGUUCGUCAGUAAUCAAGUGGAUUUCCCAGAUCUGUUUGAGGAUCAGAUUGGGGGUGGAACUGUAGCCCCUGUACGGCCCCCUCAACAGAUGGCCCCCAUUGCCAUACUGACCCCCCCUCACACACCUGUACAGACCUGCAGUCAGAUGCAAACCCGCACGCCACCACUAUUGCAGCCCAGACCACAGCCAAUCACACAGGUGCAGACGUUUCCUGUGCAGACACUGGCUGUGCAGACGCAGGCGCAGCCGCAGACAGUGAUGAUUACUCCCACUGCUGCGCAGUCCCGAUUCAUCCAGAACCCUAUGAUCUGCCAGCAGAACCACAACACGAGCUUCCAGGUGCUCCAACCACAGAUGCAGAGCAUUAUGACAUCAUCGCAGGUUCAGCCAAUGACGAUCCAGCAUCAGCGUGUGUUGACUCAAGCUGGGCAGACGAUACAGACUCUCUCGACAGCGCCAGCUGCUGUUCAUACAAUGUCACAGCAAGUGCCUGUGUUGGUGCAUCAACCUCAGAUCUUGAAGACGGACUCUCUGGUUCUGACGACACUGAAGCCGGACGGGACUCAAGUUCUCUCUACCGUACAGAACCCGACCGGCAUCACCACUCUGACCACACCCAUCCAGACCACCGCACUGCAGACGUUGAUGGGCAGCAACAUUCUCACCACUGUUCCGGUCAUGAUGGGAGGAGGAGACAAACUGCCAAUUAAUCAGCUGACAUUGGGCACCACCCACAGUGGGGGCGGGGCCAGGAUGUCUGUGGAUCAGGGCAUGGCUGUUACCAUGGGAACAGGAGUCGUCGUGAAAGAGGGCGAGAGACGAACGACACACAACGUCAUCGAGAAACGCUAUCGCUCGUCCAUCAAUGACAAAAUUCUGGAGCUCCGCGACCUCGUCAUGGGCAGCGACGCCAAGAUGCACAAGUCUGGCAUUCUGCGUAAAGCCAUCGACUACAUCAAGUACCUGCAGCAGGUUAAUCGUAAACUCCGUCAGGAGAACCUCACGCUGAAGAUGGCCAAUCACAAGAACAAGUCGGUGUGUAUUUCUGAUGAUGUGGAUCUGAAGCCAGAGGUCUCGUUUAUUUCUCCUCCUCCAUCUGAUUCGGGCUCCAUUUCUCCUCCUCAACUCUCGCCCUUCUGCAUCGACUCAGAACCAGGAAGUCCUCUGACGGAGCACGAGCAGAUGAAGAGUGAACCGGACUCGCCGGCGUCUGUUGGCGUGAUGGAUCGCUCUCGUCUGCUGCUGUGCGCGCUCACGUUCCUCUGUCUGUCUCUCAAUCCUCUGCCGUCUCUGUUGGGUUCGGAGAGGACGAGUCUGUCCGCCACUCACGGAGCCUCACGCUCGCUCUUCUCUCUGCCCGACCAGACGCAGAACUUCGCGGCGUGGCUGUGGUGUGUGUUGCCGUGGUUUCUGGUGUGGGUUCUGAGCAGAGUGGGCGUGGUUUGGGGGUGUGUCCGGGUUCUGUACCUGUGGGAGCCGGUGACGCCCCUCCACUCGCCCACAUCAGUGCGUUUCUGGAGACACCGCAAACAGGCCGACCUGCAGCUCUACAGGGGUGAUUAUGCGGCGGCGGUCUCGAGUCUGGAGAUGUGUCUGUCCAUGUUGUCCAGAGUUCUGCCCUCCACCACCCUCGACAUCAUCUGCUCGCUCUCCUGGAAUCUGAUUCGAUACUGCCUGCGUAAACCCGCCCCUCUGGGCUGGCUGGUGCGUCUGUUUGGUGGGAAGCAUGGGGAAGAGUCACAGACGAGUGCGCGGGAUGCGGCAUUGGUGUAUCAUAAACUCAACCAGCUGCAGCUCACAGGUAAACUGGAGCGCAGUCCCCUCUGGACUGUGUGUGUGUCUCUGAGUGCAGUGAAUCUGUCUGAGAGCGCCGAGGGAAAGAUUUCAGUCAGUCAGCAGAUUCAGAUCUAUGUGACGGCUGCCAUCAGUCUGAGAUCAGCACUGGGGAAACAUCUCACCUGUCUGCCCGGUUAUUUAUUGAGCUGUGCCGAGAGUUUGAGCUGUCAAUCAGACUAUAAGCCCCUCCCAGACUGUCUGCGCUGGAUCUUCACACCAUUGGGCCGUCAGUUCUUCCUGAGCUGUGAUUGGUCAGUGAGGUCAGAGAGCAGUGAGCAGAUUUUCACCUGUCCGAGAGAUGAAGCGGAUCCAAUAGCACAACUGCACCGCUGCUUCUGUGAGAAACUUCUAGAAAGAGCUGUUCACACACUGAUAGAGCCACAGAGCGGCAAACACACUGAGGAUACUGGGGAGUUCACGGGUGUUCUGGAGUUUCUCCAGUUGUUGAACAGCUGCACUGAAGACUCCGCCUCCACGACCGCCCCCUUCCCUGCGCUGGCCAAUCAGAACACGACACCAGUGAGGGAUCCUGUGUGUCGCUGGUGGGCAUCAGUGCUGAAGGCCGCUGUUCAUUGGCUGCAGGGUGAUGAUGUGACUGUGAGAUCACUGCUGGUGGAGGUGGAGCGAAUGCCCAGAGCUCUUCACACGCUGGAUCACCCGCUGCCGAAGGCCGUCCUGGCGCUGUGUAAGGCGGUUCAGAUGAGUGUGUGUCCUCAGAAGGGAGAGGGAGUGUUGAACUGUCUCACACACUGUCAGAGAGCCAGCGCACAUCUACACAUCAGUGUGUGUCAGUCGCACAACACCUGGCUACACAAGGGGGUGGAGCUUCUGGUCUGUGACCUCCUCCUGACUCUGAGAACCAGCCUAUGGCAGCGUGGAGGUGGCUCUAAUGGAGAGCCUGGCCCCGCCUCUGGAUCCCAAUUGGCUGGAUUCCAAAGGGACUUGAGCUCUUUGCGGAAGCUCGGACAAGCCCACAGACAGGCCCAGCACAAGUUGUUCCUGCAUGAAACGACAGUCCGACUGAUGGCAGGAGCGAGUCCGACACGCACACACCAACUACUGCGACACAGAACGCACAACUACACAACAGCAGCAGAUGGCGACAGCAUCCCGGGCCAGCGCGAGAGAGCUCAUGCCAUCCUGCUGGCGUGUCGUCACCUGCCGCUGCCUUUACUCACCCCGCCGGGUCACCGCGCCCGCCUGCUGGCUGAAGCCAAACGCACGCUGGAGAGAGUCGGCGACCGUCGCUCACUGCAAGACUGUCAACAGAUACUGCUGCGUCUGGGAGGAGGGACCACCAUCGCCGCUUCAUAACAAACACACACACACACACACACACACACACACGUCUGACCUAUGAUGAUCUCAUGAAGAACAAGUCCAGAUCAUAUUUCAUCCCAAAAGCUAAAGAAAUAAGAAAUUAUAUUUUAAACAAAAAAAAAUUAUUCAUUUUUUUAUGAAUUUACUAUUACUAAAGUUAUAAUAAAGUAGUAGUGUUCCAGUGUCAGAAAUUAAUAUUUAAUUAAGGGGCAAUAUUUGCCCCCUGGAUUUGAUAUUCCUUUUACCCUUUAAUAAGGGCAUUGCUUACCUCUUAAUAAGGGCAUUCAUUGCUUGCCCUUUAAUAGGGGUAUUUUUUUAUUCUAAAUAAAAAUAAAAACUUUAAAUUUUUUACGCAAAUUCUCAAGAUUGAGAAGUUAUUACAUCUUAUCCUAAAAAUAAAAUCAUCAUCAACUUAUUACAUAUAACUAGGUCUAAAAUAGAAUAUAAAGAACUAAAUCAGAUGUUACAAAUUUGGCACCAAAAUGUUGAUUUUUGGAGGCAUUUUUUGCACUGAGGCCCGUUAAUAUUUUUACCCUGAGGUGUCCAAACUUUGUAUAAACAUUACAGUAAUGAGAAUUUUGGGGAAUAUGCUUAUUAGUCAUAAACAUAAUUUCACAAUGCAAAAAACUGCUGUUAAUAGAGUUUAUUUUCUUGAAGCAAAAUAUAAUUAAUUGGGGGUGAAAUAUGAGCUGUUCAUGUUCUUGACCGGUUUCAUGAGAUUCAGUCAUGUAUAUGUUUAUGACGAUAAACCGCAUAUAAUAGAGCAGAACACACAGAUCUGGAUCAGCUGUAUGUUAGUGAUGAUGAUAUUAGAUUCACUCUUUAUACACACAUGCAAUUCAGAAACACCUAGUAAAUAAACAGCACAUGUCUCUGCUGCUACCUCACACACACACACACACACACACACACACACAUUGUACAGAACGUUUUAGACCAAAGUCUUAUAGAGUUUAGUGAGACGUAUAUACUGUAAUUAUUGUGCAUCACAUGAUGAGUUUACUGCUCAUGUGUCAGUUUCUGAAGUGUUUUGUUUAUUGUGUAGUAUUUUGUCUUUAUUAUUUUAUAUAUUUGGGAACAUCAUCAGGACGUUUGUCAUGAAUGAUGUGAAGGACACACAGUAUGGAUAAACUCUGAUGGAAAGAAUCAGGUUUUUAAUGGGGAAAAACAUAAAAAUAAGCUUGUGUAUAUUGUUUGCCAUUUGUAAUAAUUUAAAGUAUUAAAGCUUGUGUUUGGAGUUAAUGUUUGGAACUGGAUUUAACUUUCUACAGUCACAUUUACUUGUUUCUGCUUUCACUGUUUUGUUCACUUGUUUUAUUUCUAUGACUUUGAUUUGUUUUCUAAUAAAACUGUUCAUUGAAGAACCAGCACGACUCGGUUCAGUCCA